AUGGCUUCCCUGCGUUCCAAGUUCCUGCUCCCUUGUAGGGCGCUAUCGCUAUCAAUGACGAGCUCGACAACUACUACAACAGCAGCUAGAACCACAGCGACUUUGAAUAUUCCCGCUGUAGCACCACUUAGAAUUAAUUCUGGUAGACUCAAUGAUACCAUCUUAGAGACUGGUAACCAAUUUGGGGCAGCAUUGAGAUGGGCUCCAGAACCCCAUGGAUUUGGUCUCCGGAGGCUAGCUGGGACUGAGGUUGAUGGAAAAGUAAGAGAUUGGUUUGUAAACGAGUGUAAAGCAUUGGGCUGUACCAUUAAAGUCGACAAAAUUGGUAAUAUAUUUGCUCUUUAUAAGGGUCAAGAUCAAACCGGUAAACCUCCAACUGCUACAGGUUCGCAUUUGGACACACAACCGGAAGCUGGUAAGUACGAUGGUAUCCUAGGAGUACUCGCAGGAUUAGAAGUGCUGAGAACUUUCAAAGAAAAUGGAUAUGUUCCCCAUUAUGAUGUGUGUGUUGUUGUUUGGUUUAACGAAGAAGGUGCUAGAUUUGCGAGGUCUUGUACGGGUAGUAGUGUUUGGUCUCACGAUUUAAGCCUACAAGAGGCUUAUCAGAUGAUGUCAAUUGGCGAGGAUAAACCCGAAUCCGUUUUUGAUUCGUUGAACAAAAUUGGUUACUUGGGCGGUACGCCAGCUUCUUAUAAGGAAAAUGCAAUAGAUGCGCAUUUUGAACUUCACAUUGAACAAGGUCCUAUACUAGAAAAUGAAAGUAAAAAAAUAGGUAUAGUUACCAGCGUUCAGGGGUAUCAAUGGUCUAAAUGUACCGUUAAAGGUGUUGGUGCCCAUGCAGGUACGACACCAUGGAAUUUGAGAAAGGAUGCAUUGUUAGCGUCUGCGAAGAUAAUUACAAGAGCUUCAGAAAUUUCUCAAUCACAUCAAGCAUUGUUCACAUGUGGUGUCAUUGACGUUAAGCCUUAUUCGGUCAAUAUUCUGCCAGGUGAAGCCUCUUUCACACUAGAUGUAAGACAUCCUGAUGACGCUGUCGUUCAAAAUGUCGUCAAAGAAAUAAGAAAAGAAAUCGAAAGGGUUUUGAAUGAUAAUGUGGCAGGUCCGCUUUCUUAUGAUUGGGAGAUUUUGCAGCUUUCACCGGCGGUUAAAUUCAACGAAACUUGUAUCGAAUGCGUUUCCAGAUCUGCCUAUGCCCAGUUCAAAGAAAACGAAGUGAGACCGAUCUCAUCGGGUGCUGGCCAUGACUCUUGUCAAACUGCACCUCAUGUACCAACCUCAAUGAUAUUUAUUCCUUCAAAGGACGGGCUAUCUCAUAAUUUCUACGAACAUUCUUCACCGGAGGAGGUCGAGAAUGGGUUUAAAGUACUUUUACAAGCAAUUGUGAACUACGAUAACUAUAGAUUUUCAAGAGGUCACUAA
Messenger RNA from Zygosaccharomyces rouxii, 1419 nucleotides. Its product is annotated as M20 family metallo-hydrolase. NCBI's taxonomy places the organism in Eukaryota, Fungi, Ascomycota, Saccharomycetes, Saccharomycetales, Saccharomycetaceae. The coding region runs from base 1 to 1419 and encodes 472 amino acids. The transcript has a single exon. The record is from RefSeq and is a predicted model, not a curated record. Gene Ontology annotation, molecular function: hydrolase activity, acting on carbon-nitrogen (but not peptide) bonds, in linear amidines.